Molecule: messenger RNA, 1317 nt
Organism: Rhizoctonia solani
Lineage: Eukaryota; Fungi; Basidiomycota; Agaricomycetes; Cantharellales; Ceratobasidiaceae
Product: peptidyl-prolyl cis-trans isomerase, cyclophilin-type protein
Exons: 13
Coding region: 1-1317 (438 amino acids)
Biological process (GO): protein peptidyl-prolyl isomerization; protein folding
Cellular component (GO): catalytic step 2 spliceosome
Molecular function (GO): peptidyl-prolyl cis-trans isomerase activity
Source: RefSeq, a predicted model, not a curated record
AUGGAAGGCUAUUAUGAUGGUGUCAUUUUCCAUCGAAUUGUUCCCGGAUUCUUAGUCCAGACAGGAGAUCGUACAGGAACCGGUGCAGGAGGAGAAUCAUUCUACGGAGAGGUGUUUGAGGAUGAAAUUCAUCCACGACUUAGGUUUCCACAUCGAGGACUUGUAGCAAUGGCGAACAAUGGGUCUAAAAAUACCAAUGAUUCGCAAUUUUUCAUUACCCUUGACCGAGCUGAAGAGCUACAUGGCAAACAUACCCUCUUUGGGAGAGUGGUAGGGAACACCAUAUUCAAUGUGCUUAAGAUUGGACAAGCCGAAUUGGGCGAAAACGAACGGCCACUUUAUCCUCCAAAAAUCAAGACUGUUCGUAUCAUCGACGACCCAUUUGGGGAUAUCGUUCCUCGAAUCACGGCUGCCGAAAAACGUGCGCAGCAGAUGGCUAGGGAGAAUGCUCAACGGGCGAGAGAAGAAGCGAUUCGCAGGAAGGGCGCUAAGAAAAACGUUGCUCUGUUGUCGUUCGGAGAUAAUGCAGAAGCUGAGGAUGAGCCUGUAAUAUUCACCAAGAAGAGUCUGAGUCGACCCGAUUUGGUUGAUAACCCAGAUACUCGCAGUGCGGUAGCCGUCCCUGAACCACCCAAACCGCGCACCAAGCCUACAGAGUCGGUUCCUAAACCUACACAAGAGAGGGUAGAACAAGAUGACUCCGGUUCCAAGAAAGUCGACAAUAAAGAGGGCGACCUCACAUCUAUAAGAAAGAAGCACAAAUCCGAAAAAGAUGCUAAAAAGCAAUCGGAGAAAACUGAACUCGAAAAGAUGGAGGAGGCCGUUCGUAAGAUUGCCCGCCGACACGAAGAUUCUGAUAGUGAGAACGAGAGGGAAGCCAAAAAGCCUAAAGGGCCAUCACAGUUGGAGCUCGAGCUUGCCAAGUACAAGAAGGGGCGAGGUGAUGGAGGAAAGAAGGGCAAAGGGAAAGGAAGGGACGAAGGCGACUUGUUGGCCGCAUUGUCGAGCUUCAGGGGAAGGUUACAAAAAUCUUUAGGUGAUGAGGAUGAAGAUGGAGAUGUGGGUAUGGAAGAUGGGCCCGAAAGCAAGGAAAAGGCAGAGGGCGAGCAGCCAGAAGAAGUAGACAAUGAUUCCUCAUGGAUUGGACAUAAACUCAAAUUCGCUAAAGAUGACGGGUCGGAAACCCGAAGAGCUGAGCACGAAUACGAGGUCAUCGAUCCUCGUGCGAGGAGCAGCCAAGCGAAGAUGGAAGAGCGAGAACGUAAGGCCAAUAAACGGUCUAAUAUCGGCCAGGCAUUCCAAAAAGGAAGGCGUUAG